AUGGCGGCUCCUGCUCAAGAUUCUCUUCUGGGCCCAUCGGCUCUCCGCCGGCCUAACCCCUUCCCGGACAUCUUCGACCUUACGCUUAAGACAACCUAUGAACCAGCCCCUUCAAUGGGUAGAGGCCAAUCUAGGCAGUCUUCUUCACACCCAACCUCAAACCCGUGCAUUACAUUUUUCUUCAGAGCCAGCCGAUACACUGCUGAUCACACCCGGAAAAAGACCCCUCCCGAGUACUGGUACUUCGGGGGGAUCCAGCGGGAUCUGAUUCAUUAUGAAGAAGAGGCAUGGAAGUUUGACCCUCUCACCACUUUCAAGCUCAUAUUUGCUCUUCGAAUGGUGGAGAGGCUUGACACAGAUGGGUUCUACAGAGCCUUGUUGUGGGUGCACAAAAACCACCCUUUAACCCUGUCUUUGAAUGUCAUGGCUUUGGGGGGUAAAGGUUGGUUCAAAGAUCUAUUGGGGUUUCUCUAUUUUGUUUUGGAAGACCCGAUAAAGGAAGCAGAAGCAAAAGCAAAAUCAAAGAAGAAUGGAAUAAUCAAUUAUGACUGUGCAUAUUAUGAUUCUGACGAAGAUGACUUUUAUCAGAGUUAUCCGUACAAGGAAGAAACUGGGGUUGAGGAGAAGAACAGAGAAGAGAUAACGGCCACAGAUACUCGCAUUGGCAGGGCUAAAAUGGCGGUCGAGAGGUACCAAAGUGACCUGGAUUAUCGAAACUUGCAUGAUCGAAUCUCGGAGAUGUUUGCACAUUUUUUGACGUCGGAUCUCAGGUUUCUGGAGUCUGGUGAGAUCGAAAAAAUCAGUUUUGCUUACAAAUUUUGUCCUUCAGUUAAUUCUGGUUAUGACAGAGCAACCCUGCUGUGUGAAAACAUAGCAAAGAGAAUUUUCCCACGCCAUGACUAUGAAGAGUACAGUGAGCUUGAAGAAGCUCAUUACGCUUACAGGGUUCGUGAUCGUUUGAGGAAACAAGUACUUGUUCCUCUGCGCAAAGUGCUAGAAUCAUCAUCAUCAUCAAGGAAGAUCAGAUAUGUUCCUACUGUACCACAGCUAUUAUCCCAAAACCCUAAGGCCCUGGCUGGUUUGAGAAGAUACAGGAGGAUCCUAAGCAAUGAGAGAGAAUAUGAAAGCACAUUGUAUUUGAUGGAAAAUGGGGGCGAAAAUGGAAGCAAAUCUCAAUUUAAGCUUUAUAUAAACGUUGUUGAAUUUUUCGGGGUAAGCAUUGGUGAUGGGCUAAAACUUCCACACCAAAUAGUAUUUCCUUUCUUGUACAUGAACAAGGAACAUAAUGAAAGAUCAGAGCUUGAAUGGCAGACACUAGUCCAAGAUUUUUCAAACAAAGGGAAGCUGAGGAAUUGUCUUGCCGUAUGUGACAUCCAAGAGAGCAUGAGAGAGACAUACGAGGAUAUGGUUUGCAUUGGCAUGGGGUUAUUGAUUUCAGAACUGAGUGAAAAUCCAUGGAAUGGAAUGGUUUUUCCCUUUAGCCUUUCUCCCAAGCUUUCCAAGAUCGAAGGAGAAAAUCUUCAGUCCAAGUGCGAGUUCAUGAGGCAGAUAAAUCUUCAGUCCAAGUGCGAGUUCAUGAGGCAGACAGUGUGUUCUGUGAAAUUGGACUUCUUAGCAGUUUACAACCAAAUCUUGGACACUGCAACCUCACAAAAUCUAAGCCCUGAAAAGAUGCCCAAGAGGAUUUUUGUGUUCACCAACAGGGAUUUUCAGAAAGCCUUCAAAUGCGAUUGGCGGGACAAUUAUAAAGAGGCUUUGAAGAAUUACAGAAGAAGAGGGUAUCAGACUCUGCCAGAUAUGGUUUUUUGGAAUCUUAAGGGUGGCAUGCGUGAGCCAGAGGUUAUUAAUUGCCCAUUGAAGGAGAACCAGAAAGUAGGUCUUAUUUUAACUGGGUUUUCAAACAAUAUGCUCACUAUGUUCUUGACUGGAGAGUCAGAUUCAAGACCAUACGCAGCUCAUCAGAUCCAAGCACCUUAUGGUAUUGAUGUACAGAAAUGCAUUCCUAGAGCAGAGGAUGUGAUGAAAUGUGCAAUUUCAGGACCAGAAUUCGAUAACCUUCUUGAUGCAUCCCCUAUCAAUCUAACAAAUCUUAAGGACUCAAUUGCUGCGCUUGAGGUCAUUGGCAGCCCUGUGAAGAAUCACAAUGCAGGGAUAAUUAUCACUGGGUUUUCCAACACUCUGCUCAGUCUUUUCUUUAAAGGCGAGACGAAUUUGAGAACAUAUGCAGCUCGGGUAGAACAGGUACAUGAUGGGAUUGAUGUACUGUCAGGGCUGAGGCUUGCUCCAAAUGCUGAGGAUGUGAUGCAAUGGGCGGUUUCAACCGAAGAGCUGAGGAGCCUCUUUAUAUUGGAUUGA
This is a messenger RNA of Prunus mume (Japanese apricot), 2355 nucleotides long. RefSeq lists its product as uncharacterized. NCBI's taxonomy places the organism in Eukaryota, Viridiplantae, Streptophyta, Magnoliopsida, Rosales, Rosaceae. The record is from RefSeq and is a predicted model, not a curated record.